Molecule: messenger RNA, 477 nt
Organism: Drosophila serrata
Lineage: Eukaryota; Metazoa; Arthropoda; Insecta; Diptera; Drosophilidae
Product: serine protease grass-like
Biological process (GO): proteolysis
Molecular function (GO): serine-type endopeptidase activity
Source: RefSeq, a predicted model, not a curated record
AUGUUUGGAAAUCCUUGGAUGGCAUAUGUAUUAUCCUCAAACAAAGCCUGUGGCGGAUCGUUGAUUACAAACCGCUUUGUACUCACUGCUGCCCAUUGUCUGACAUAUCAAUUUAUGGAAGUAUUCCUAGGUGAUUUUGACAUCUCUUCACGGACCGAUUGCUCUGCCCGAGGCUGCAUGCCAAAUGCUCUCCGGGUGCCCGUGGAUCAGCAAAUACCACACUCUCGAUAUGUACAUUUUACCAGAGAUGACAUCGCCCUGCUCAGACUGGCCGGAUCGGUGCGGUAUACAGACUUCAUCAGACCCAUUUGUCUGCUGACUAACUCCAAUCCUUUGAGUACUCUCAGGCACUUGACCGUCACCGUUCGCGAACUCGGCGACAAGGAUGACGAUGACGACGACGAUGAGGGGCAACGACGCACGAAACCGCACCAAAUGCCCGCCGGCCAUUGCAAGUUCUCAAGUGCUUCCGGCUGA